This is a messenger RNA of Venustampulla echinocandica, 3954 nucleotides long. Its product is annotated as WD40 repeat-like protein. The record is from RefSeq and is a predicted model, not a curated record. Lineage: Eukaryota; Fungi; Ascomycota; Leotiomycetes; Helotiales; Pleuroascaceae. Bases 1 to 3954 code for a protein of 1317 amino acids. Gene Ontology annotation, cellular component: RAVE complex. Gene Ontology annotation, molecular function: protein binding. Gene Ontology annotation, biological process: vacuolar acidification. The transcript has 8 exons.
AUGCGAGCAGUGCUUCCCGGAAAGCCACGGGCUAAGCUGCAAGCUGUCUGUACGGGCUGCUGGGACAGCAGACGUCUAAUUGCAUACAUCACUGGAAAUGCGUUCGUCGUCCUCUCUGGGCCGGAUUCAAUCCUACAAACCAUAUACGACAGUGACGAGUCCGAGCUUGAUGCCAUUGCCUUGGAUGAAACAUCUGGAAAGAUAGCGACAUGUGCGGGGACUAAUAUUCGAGUGUAUAAGCCAUACGGGCAUGAGGAUGAUGCUCUUAAGUGGGCCCUACAACAUAGCUUCUCCAUCGAAACGACGGACGCCGCUGCAACAACAUUAUCAUGGGGCAUAGCAGAAGAACUUCUUGUGGGAGGUGCAUGGCUGACGCUAUUUUCGACAUUGGACGCGCCGACGACGAUAUGGAGUAAAGAGCUAGCUAAUACGGUUAAAUUCGCCAAUUUCUCCUACGAUUCCGCAUACAUUGCUUCGACGGGGCAAUAUGAUCGACUUGUGAAGAUAUGGAGGAGAUUGUCGUUUGGUUCGGACGAUACGCGCUUCGAUUUCAGCUACCUGCCACAUCCAACUACUGUUACCAGCGUCUAUUGGCGGAGGCCGUACCAUGUGGAACAGACUAUCGACAAUGUGCUAUAUACAAUUUGCGCGGAUAAUGUGCUACGGAUAUGGGCGGCGACGGAUCCUCAUGGCCUGCAGUUGUUGCAGCUUUGGGCGGAGAUUGAUUUGAAGGAGUCGAUUCAACCCCGGGGACUUGGUCUGGCAGAAGCUUCGAAUAUCCGGUUUGCCUUCAUCAUUGAUGGCCGAGACUUCAUGCUUGCUACUGAGCAUGCCGUUCAGGCCAAAGCUGCUGAGAGUGACAAGGAUGACCAUGCCCUUUCACAUCUGAUCGAGGUCGCCAACCGGAGUCCGGAGAUCUGUAUUGUCUUGGAUGGACUGGGGAAUAUGUCUGCGUGGGGACUAGAGAACGUGGGCUGCAAAGCACGGAAAACGACUAAUAUUUUUAAUGCUGCGCAUGUGCAUGGACUUGAACUGGGCCUUCCAAAAGACCUCACUGUGGACUCGAGCUACGUCCGGUUCUAUAAUUAUUGCAACAAGGAAAGCGGUGGUCUGAACCUUUUGAUCCAUCAUUUUGACGGAAGGAUAGAGUUUUUCGAGAGCAAUGUGGCUAAUCUGUUUGACCCAUCGCCGAGGUCAGAUCGAUUCGUCCCAAAGACUGUUUGGACUGGCCAUGCGUCUAGCAUCAGGAAAAUCAUCAGAAAUGUUAGCGGUCGAGCGGUUGUGUCCCGAACUGAUGGGAAUGAAGGGAUCGUAUGGAAGCAUAUGGAUAGCGAAGGAGGCACCGCUCUCAUCCGCCAAAGUAUUAUUACCGAGAGCGAGCAUAUUCACAGGAUAUGUGUUAUGCGAAAGGGCCGGUUUGUCAUGUACUUGCACUACGACCGUGUUGUGCUCUGGGACACUCGAACGCCUCAAGCACAACGCCUUGCAACGUGCGACUUUUCCGUUGAUGGCAAGCCCCUAUGCAUCCUAAUGCUUCCUGAAGUCAAGAAGGAAGGUCCUGUCGCUCACGUCGCUACAAUCACGUCUAAAAUGAAAGGCGUUGUCUGGGAGGUGCAGUUGCCGCUGAGAAGACGGGGGAGCAUGGUCGAGGUCAAUGGCUUUCCUGAACCGUCUAUCCGUGAAUUCUGCCAAUUCGAUCUCGGCCUAUCUGAUGAUGUUUCAUACGUCCUCCCCGUGGAUCCUGCAGGAUCGCCUCCUGUUAUUUCAGGCUUCUUGGAUACGUUUGCUCGCGAUAUUGCCAUCUCAUAUACGCACUCUGGGAUGCUUCGGUCAUGGACUGCCCGGAUUGACUUCGAAAAUCAGAAGGUCGAUUGGUUAGAAACCUGCUCUGUUGACACUGGAAUAUCCGAAAUAGCACUUGCUAGCGGCAGCUCCAUACGUAAAGCUGCACUCGUAAAUUCCACGAGAUCUGAGUUAACAAUUUGGGAUGUUCGAGGAGCCCAACUCGAAUAUUCUCAAGAUUAUGAAUCCCACGAGAGCAUCCGCGAUCUGGACUGGACGUCAACUCCAGACGACCAAUCUAUUCUUGCUGUGGGCUUCCAACACAGAGUUCUCCUCCUAGCCCAGAUGCGUUACGAUUAUUUUAACAAAGGUCCCGCCUGGGCAGCUAUCAGAGAGUUCAAUAUUCGAGAUCUCACCCCCCACCCGAUUGGUGAUUCCGCAUGGCUCGGCGGUGGUAAUCUGAUCAUCGGGGCGGGGAAUCAACUCUUUGUCUAUGAUAAAGAUGUUGACCAUUCUGCUCCAGUAGUAGUUAACCUUGGACUGGAUUGGCGGAAAGGGCCGUUCGACAUGUUCGACGUUGUUUCUAGACUCAAUGGCCCUCUUCCGGUCUACCACCCGCAAUUUUUAAGCCAGUGCAUGCUUGCUGGUAAAGGGCAUGUGGUUCAAAAAGUGCUAAUUGCACUCUACAAGACCCUCAAAUAUUUCGUUGAAGGCGACAUUAUCGACAGCCAUCUUGAUAUAGAUUUAGAAGAAUUCUACGUACCAAGUCAUGCAAUGUCGUCGUCUGCCGCAGCAACCAAGAUGUCUAGGUCUACUUUUAGCGACUUCUCCGAUGGCGAUGAAGAAGUGGAAGCUGUCACUGAAGAGGUAGCCCUCGCGAUCAACGAGAAGCUCACUCAGAUUGCUCUUCCCCAAGUCUCGAGGAAAGAGCAGAUUCAUCUGGCCGAUAUCGUCGAAUGCGUUUCUAUCGUUGAAAAGCAACGGCGGUCUAUGGACGACAAUGCUGCUAGAUUCAUGCUCUUCUUCCGCCAGUACGCACUGCAUCGUGGCCGAGCAAAUGAAGUCCAUGUAUCCUGGAGAGAAAUUAAUUGGGCUUAUCACAGCAACAGUCAAGAUAUCCUAGUAGACAUGGUCUCAAACCAGGUCCAAGGGAAAAUGUUAUGGGAGCAUGCCCGUGAAAGUGGCAUUUUCAUGUGGAUGACAGAUUCCAAUGCCCUGAAAGCACAAUUUGAAAACAUCGCUCGCAAUGAAUAUACCAAAAGCGACUUGAAGAACCCUGUUGACUGCAGUUUGUACUACCUUGCUUUGAAGAAGAAAACUGUACUACAGGGUCUAUGGCGUAUGGCUGGCUGGAACCGCGAACAAUCAGCCACAACGAAACUUCUUUCAAACAACUUUCAGGAUCCAAAAUGGAAACGGGCGGCGCUGAAAAAUGCGUAUGCCUUGAUGGGCAAGCGUAGACAUGAAUAUGCGGCAGCUUUCUUCUUGUUGGCAGACUGUCUGAAAGACGCUGUGAGCAUAAUAUUGAAUCAGUUGAAAGACCUUCAAUUAGCAAUUGCAGUCACAAGAGUCUACGAAGGAGAGAGAGGUCCCGUUUUGAGAGAACUACUCCAAGACAAGGUACUCCCAUUAGCCGCCCAAGAGGGCAACCGCUGGCUAGCCUCGUGGGCAUUCUGGAUGCUCCACAGAAAAGAUAUGGCUGUUCGAGCAUUGAUCUCCCCGGUGUACACUCUUCUUGAAUCUCCUCAUUCCACGGACCUACAAUCAAAACUCUUUCUAACCGAUGAUCCCAUCCUUGUCAUCCUAUACGCGCAACUCCGCCAGAUGACUCUUCAGACCCUACGCGGUGCAUCGAAAGUUACACCCAGAGUUGAAUGGGCGUUUGUCUUGCACAAUGCACAAUUGUACGAUCGGAUGGGCUGCGAUCUCCUCGCUUUAGACUUAGUCCGCAACUGGGAAUUCCUCCUCCCUGGAACCACCUCCUCCCUGAACUCCACACUCUCGCAAGUUGAUCCACGCCAGAUGCUCCGCAGACGCAGCUCCCUUGUGGUGGCUGACCUGCCGGUGUCUAUGGGAGUGCCAGUGGACAUGAAAACUGGCGGCCAUAAACCACCGCCGAGUGUUUUUGAGGAGCCGGAGAGUAAUUCUCUGUUAGAUAGCUUUGGGUUUUGA